This is a messenger RNA of Adineta steineri, 1515 nucleotides long. Lineage: Eukaryota; Metazoa; Rotifera; Eurotatoria; Adinetida; Adinetidae. The record is from the annotation of a GenBank genome assembly.
AUGGGAGAGUACUCGCAAGCACUUUUAUCUUACGAAAAAGCACUUGAAAUUCAAAAAAAAACUCUUUCUGCAAAUCAUCCCGAUUUGGCUACUUCAUACAGCAACAUCGGUUCGGUAUAUGACGAAAUGGGAGAGUACUCGCAAGCACUUUCAUCUCACGAAAAAGCCCUAGAAAUUGAUCAAAAGACUCUUCCUCCAAAUCAUCCUGAUUUGGCUACUUCAUACAACAACAUUGGUUUGGUGUAUGAGCACAUGGUAGAGUACUCGAAAGCACUUUCAUAUCACGAAAAAGCACUUGAAAUUCGAGAAAAAACUCUUUCUUCAAAUCAUCCUUCAUUGGCUACUUCAUACAACAACAUUGGUUUGGUGUAUGACGAGAUGGAAGAGUACUCAGAAGCACUUUCAUAUCACGAAAAAGCACUUGAAAUUCGAAAAAAUACUCUUCCUCCAAACCAUCCUGCUUUGGCCACCUCAUACAACAAUAUCGGUCGUGUGUAUGAGCACAUGAGAGAGUAUUCAAAAGCACUUUCAUUUUACGAAAAGGCACUUGAAAUUGAUCAAAAAACUCUUUCUUCAAAUCAUCCUGAUUUGGCUACUUCAUACAACAACAUCGGUAGUGUGUAUAAGCACAAGGGAGAGUACUCGCAAGCACUUUCAUAUUACGAAAAAGCGUUGGAAAUUCGAGAAAAAUCUCUUCCUCCAAAUCAUCCUUCAUUGGUUACUUCAUAUAGCAACAUCGGUGGUGUGUAUAAGCACAUGGGAGAGUACUCAAAAGCACUUUCAUAUCACGAAAAAGCACUUGAAAUUCAACAAAAAACUCUUUCUUCAAAUCAUCUUGAUAUGGCUAUUUCUUACAACAAUAUCGGUUGGCUGUACGAACACAUGCGAGAGUACUCAAAAGCACUUUCACUUUACGAAAAGGCACUUGAAAUUGAGCAACAAACUCUUUCUUCAGAUCAUGCUGAUUUGGCUACUUUAUACAACAACAUCGGUAGUGUUUAUAAGCACAUGGGAGAGCACUCAAAAGCACUUUCAUAUCACGAAAAAGCACUUGACAUCCGACAGAAAACUCUUUCUUCAGAUCAUGCUGAUUUGGCUACUUCAUACAACAACAUCGGUAGUGUGUAUAAGCACAUGGGAGAGUACUCAAAAGCACUUUCAUAUCACGAAAAAGCACUUGAAAUUCAACAAAAAACUCUUUCUUCAAAUCAUCCUGAUUUGGCUACUUCAUACAACAACAUCGGUAGUGUGUAUAAGCACAAGGGAGAGUACUCGCAAGCACUUUCAUAUUACGAAAAAGCGUUGGAAAUUCGAGAAAAAACUCUUUCUUCAAAUCAUCUUGAUUUGGCUAAUUCGUACAACAACUGCGCUGAUUUAUAUUGUGGUAUGAAAGACCAUUCGAAAGCACUAUCAUAUUUUGAACGUGCCGUGGACAUAUACCAGCGUGUAUUACCUGCAGUUCAUCCUGAUAUAAAAACUGUGAAGAACAAUAUUGAUAUUGCAAAAAAAUUAUAA